This is a messenger RNA of Medicago truncatula (barrel medic), 3918 nucleotides long. RefSeq names its product calcium-transporting ATPase 4, endoplasmic reticulum-type. The record is from RefSeq and is a predicted model, not a curated record. Lineage: Eukaryota; Viridiplantae; Streptophyta; Magnoliopsida; Fabales; Fabaceae. Gene Ontology annotation, cellular component: membrane. Bases 323 to 3508 code for a protein of 1061 amino acids. Gene Ontology annotation, molecular function: transporter activity; ATP hydrolysis activity; ATP binding. The transcript is spliced from 8 exons.
AUCCAAUCACUUUCACACAGCUUAGCUUACUCGCAAAGCACACUCUUCGAUGCGUGAGACCCCUUCUAAAUCAAAACGAACCUUUCUCUUUCAUACUUUUCCUUUUUUUCUUCGUUUUCUGUUUUAACCCUUCAACUUGUUCAACUAGUGCACACACUACACACUAUCCCUGGUUUUUGCGAUCUUGAUUUCAAUCUCAAUUUCAUCGAUUCCUUUUCCCAAUUUUCAUACCUAACUUCUAAUUAGGGUUUCCGAUUUUCAUGAAUUAACUAGGAGAUACAAUAGAUAAUUGUUUUCUCUAGGUUAAUUUAAUUGGAUCUCAAUGGGGAAAGGAGGCGAAAAUUAUGGAAGAAAAGAGAACACGAGUUCUGAUAAUUCAGACGGUGAAAUCUUCAAAGCUUGGUCGAAAGAUGUGCGUGAAUGCGAAGAACACUUUAAGGUGAGUGUGAAAACGGGUUUGAGUCACGAUGAGGUUGAGAAUCGGCGUAAGAUCUAUGGUUUUAACGAAUUGGAGAAGCACGAUGGCCAAUCCAUUUGGAAAUUGGUUUUGGAACAGUUUAACGAUACGUUGGUUCGGAUUCUUCUCGCUGCUGCGAUUAUUUCGUUUGUUUUGGCUUGGUAUGAUGGUGAUGAAGGUGGUGAGAUGGAGAUUACGGCUUUUGUUGAGCCCUUGGUGAUCUUUUUGAUAUUGAUUGUGAAUGCUAUUGUCGGGGUUUGGCAAGAAAGUAAUGCGGAGAAGGCUUUGGAGGCUUUGAAGGAGAUUCAAUCGGAGCAAGCUUCGGUGAUUAGGAAUAAUGAGAAGAUACCUAGCUUGCCCGCAAAGGAUCUUGUGCCUGGUGAUAUCGUGGAGCUUAAGGUUGGAGAUAAGGUGCCUGCUGAUAUGAGGGUUGUUGAAUUGAUAAGUUCGACGUUGAGAUUGGAGCAGGGUUCUUUGACUGGUGAGAGUGAAGCCGUGAAUAAGACUAAUAAGCCUGUUGCUGAGGAUGCUGAUAUUCAAGGGAAAAAGUGUAUUGUGUUCGCGGGGACAACUGUUGUUAAUGGUCAUUGCUUUUGCUUGGUUACUCAGACUGGUAUGGAUACUGAGAUUGGGAAGGUGCAUAACCAGAUACAUGAGGCGUCGCAGAGUGAGGAAGAUACUCCUUUGAAGAAGAAGCUUAAUGAAUUCGGAGAGAGGUUGACAAUGAUGAUUGGACUUAUUUGUAUUUUGGUUUGGCUCAUCAAUGUUAAGUAUUUCCUUACAUGGGAUUAUGUUGAUGAUGGGUGGUGGCCUACCAACUUCAAGUUUUCAUUCGAGAAGUGUACGUAUUACUUUGAGAUUGCUGUGGCGUUGGCUGUGGCUGCUAUCCCCGAGGGAUUGCCUGCGGUCAUUACGACUUGUCUCGCACUUGGUACUCGCAAAAUGGCCCAGAAGAAUGCCCUGGUUAGGAAGCUACCAAGUGUUGAAACCCUGGGUUGCACAACUGUGAUAUGUUCUGAUAAAACUGGUACACUGACUACAAACCAGAUGGCUGUUUCGAAACUUGUAGCUAUUGGCACUAAUGUAGACGCACUGCGAGCCUUUAAGGUCGAAGGAACUACCUAUAAUCCAAAUGAUGGUCAAAUAGAGAACUGGCCGGCUGGUCAAUUGGAUGCUAACCUUCAGACGAUGGCGAAAAUAGCUGCUGUUUGUAAUGAUGCCGGAAUAUCACAGUCAGAGCAUAAGUUUGUUGCCCAUGGAAUGCCUACUGAAGCAGCUUUGAAGGUUUUGGUAGAGAAGAUGGGCCUUCCUGAAGGAUCCAAAAAUGUACAAUCAGGAAGCAAAAGUACUAUACUGCGUUGUUGUGAAUGGUGGAACGAACAUGACCGGCGGAUUGCUACUCUUGAGUUUGACCGCGACAGGAAGUCAAUGGGUGUUAUUGUAGACUCUGGUGUGGGGAAAAAGAAGUCGCUUCUGGUUAAGGGUGCUGUCGAAAAUGUGUUGGAUAGAAGCUCUAAAGUUCAGUUACGUGAUGGUUCAGUUGUAAAGCUGGACAAUAAUGCUAAGAACCUCAUAUUACAAGCUCUUCAUGAGAUGUCCACCAGUGCAUUACGCUGUUUGGGAUUUGCCUACAAGGACGAGCUCACUAAUUUUGAAAACUAUAAUGGGAACGAGGAUCAUCCAGCCCACCAGCUUUUGCUUGACCCUAACAAUUAUUCAUCAAUUGAAGAUGAACUCAUUUUUGUUGGCUUGGUUGGAUUGAGGGAUCCUCCUAGGGAGGAGGUUUACCAGGCAAUUGAAGACUGCAGAGCAGCUGGAAUUCGUGUUAUGGUUAUAACAGGAGACAACAAAAACACUGCUGAAGCUAUAUGCCGUGAAAUAGGUGUAUUUGCACCCAAUGAAAACAUUAGUUCAAAAAGUUUAACCGGUAAAGAUUUUAUGGAACUCCGUGAUAAAAAAGCUUAUCUGAGACAGACUGGUGGGCUUUUGUUUUCGAGGGCUGAACCUAGACACAAGCAGGACAUUGUGAGGCUUCUUAAAGAGGACGGGGAGGUGGUAGCUAUGACUGGGGAUGGUGUUAAUGAUGCACCUGCCUUAAAGCUUGCAGACAUUGGUAUUGCAAUGGGCAUUGCAGGGACAGAGGUGGCAAAGGAAGCUUCAGAUAUGGUGUUAGCAGACGAUAAUUUUAGUUCAAUUGUCGCUGCUGUUGGUGAAGGUAGAUCUAUCUACAAUAACAUGAAGGCUUUUAUCAGGUACAUGAUCUCUUCCAAUAUUGGCGAGGUCGCUUCUAUAUUUCUUACAGCUGCACUAGGUAUUCCUGAAGGACUGAUACCUGUCCAGCUUCUGUGGGUCAAUCUUGUCACUGAUGGACCCCCUGCAACAGCUUUGGGAUUUAAUCCUCCAGAUAAGGAUAUAAUGAAGAAGCCUCCUCGUCGCAGUGAUGACUCACUUAUUAACUUGUGGAUUUUAUUCCGCUAUCUGGUUAUUGGGAUUUAUGUUGGAUUAGCUACUGUUGGUGUCUUCAUUAUAUGGUAUACACAUGGUUCCUUCAUGGGAAUUGACCUCAGCAGCGAUGGACAUACUCUUGUCACUUACUCCCAACUUGCCAACUGGGGUCAAUGCUCCUCUUGGAAUAACUUCACUGCUGCUCCCUUCACCGCUGGUUCUAGAAUCAUCUCUUUUGAUGCUGACCCAUGCGACUACUUCACUACUGGUAAAGUGAAAGCUAUGACACUGUCCCUCUCUGUGCUGGUAGCUAUUGAAAUGUUCAACUCUCUCAAUGCUCUGUCUGAAGAUGGAAGCCUUUUGACAAUGCCUCCCUGGGUGAACCCUUGGCUUCUUUUGGCAAUGUCCGUUUCGUUUGGGCUGCACUUUUUGAUCUUGUAUGUGCCAUUCUUAGCAAAAGUUUUUGGCAUAGUGCCCCUGAGCUUCAAUGAAUGGCUUUUGGUUUUGGCGGUUGCAUUGCCUGUCAUUCUAAUUGACGAGGUUUUGAAAUUUGUUGGGAGAUGUACAAGUGGGUCUGCAAGAAGAUCAAAGCAAAAAUCAGAUUAGACAACUUACAGUAGACUUUAGAGAAAUUGAUCAGUCCUUGAAUAGGUUGAAAGUUGUUAUCCUUAGACUGAAGAGGUGGCCUCAACACCAAUUAGUUUUAUAUAAGUACUAUUUUAGGCCUCUCUGUAGUCAUCAUCCCAGUUUAUGAUGAGGGAUGAUUUGCAUUGGGUGCACUAUAAGUUUCUUUUAAUCUUUUAUUAUCAUCUUUUUUGCUUUGUUCUUUGAACAUUUUCAGGAUUUUCAAAAGGAAGGAAAAAACCUUUUGUUUAUUUUUCACAUUUGUCUUCCUGAAAAAACAGAAGUAGGUUCUGGUUGAAUUUUUGUUUGUUAUAUUUUCUGAUGCACAGGAAGUAUGUGCGAACUAGAAAUCGUAAGAUGAAUUCUUUUUAUUAGAUUGUAUUUUAACUUCA